GAAGGACUGCUUCGCUAGCUUGACUGAGACCUAUACUACCAUAUAGUGGGACUGCUUGGAAAGAGACUCUUAGAUGUUUCACAUCCUUCCUUGUAAUUCCACCCUAAUCUUUUAUUCUUCUCAUCAUUCUGUUUUAGAGACAAAGAUCAAAUAGAUGGGAAAUUGUCAAGCAAUAGAUGCAGCUGCACUAGUAAUACAACACCCAAGUGGAAAAAUAGAGAGGACGGAUUGGCCAGUGAGUGCUAAUGAGGUGAUGAAAAUGAAUCCUGGUCAUUAUGUUACUCUCGUUAUUCCACUCCCUAACUCUGCCUCUGGUCAGGAUAAAACUGUACCUUUUACCAGAGUUAAACUUCUUCGGCCAACUGAUACUUUAGUUCUUGGUAGAGUAUAUCGACUUGUUACAACUCAAGAGGUGAUGAAGGUACUAAGAGCUAAGAAACAUGGAAAGAUGAGGAAGAAGCAGCAAGAAUUGAAGGAAAAUUCAGAGAAUCAGAGGUCAAGUUGUGAGCUUGAAGCUGGAAAUUCUGAACCAGACAAGGAUAGUGAGGCUUUAGAACAUGAAAGACAGAAGCAAAGGCCUGGGAUGUGACACUCUGCUGCUGCAAGGUCCAAAUCAUGGCGUCCUUCUUUGCAGAGUAUUUCAAAUCCAGCAGCUGACUAUACUUGUGACUGAAAUAUCGGCAGUGGAACUCUUUAUAAUCGUAGAAUGUAGACUCAAGGAACCAACAGAAGGCCAAUCACUUCUUUAGUACAUGGGUACCGUGGACACCGGCGGAUUCAGAAUUUAGAUGUUAUGGGUUCACAAACGUAUAUUUAGCUCUAUCUAAACUUGAUUUUAACACAUACAUACAGACAGUGGCGGAGGCAGGAUCUUUACGAAGGGGGUUCAAAAAAAAAAAAUAUAUUUAGUGGGAAUUGAACUCAUGAUCUUAUGUAGAUUUUGAACCCCCUUGACCACUAAACUACACUUUUGGAUUGUGUUAAGGGGGUUCAAAACUUAAUAUAUAGAGGUAAAAAACAGAUUUUGCCUUAUAUAUACAGCGUAUUCUUUCGUCGAAGGGGGUUCGGGUGAACCCCCUUGCGCCCUCCUAAAUCCGCCCCUGCAUACAGAGUUCGAUUGCGAAGUACUGGGUUAAUGAACCCAUAAAUCGAUUGUUGGAUCCGCCGUUGGUUGUUGAAUGAUAAUACCUCUGUGUAAAUUACAAUGGACCUGCGAUCAUCCCUUCUGGGCAAAAUAUUCCAUAAUGAAAAUACAUG
Messenger RNA from Nicotiana tabacum (common tobacco), 1257 nucleotides. RefSeq lists its product as uncharacterized. The record is from RefSeq and is a predicted model, not a curated record. NCBI's taxonomy places the organism in Eukaryota, Viridiplantae, Streptophyta, Magnoliopsida, Solanales, Solanaceae.